AUGGAAAAGCGUCCCCACCCAAAAGAUGUUUCUAGUGCCCAGCCUGUUGAAGUCGUCGUAAAGAAAGACAAUACCAAGUACAUUACCGAGUUAGACGAGACGAAAACACGUGUUGUUGAUCGCUAUCGAAUAGGAAAACAAAUGGGGAAGGGCGGAUUUGCUACUGUGUAUGAACUGACAAGUGUUCAAAGCGGAAAGAGGUAUGCUGGCAAGAUAGUUGAUAAAUCGGGUUUAUCAAGCCCCAAUAAGUUAGAAAAGGCAACGAGAUUAAGAUUCACCAGUCAUUAA
Messenger RNA from Blastocystis hominis, 288 nucleotides. RefSeq lists its product as hypothetical. Bases 1 to 288 code for a protein of 95 amino acids. Gene Ontology annotation, biological process: protein phosphorylation. The transcript is spliced from 3 exons. Gene Ontology annotation, molecular function: protein kinase activity; ATP binding. The record is from RefSeq and is a predicted model, not a curated record. NCBI's taxonomy places the organism in Eukaryota, Bigyra, Opalinata, Blastocystidae.